GUUCCACACCAUUCAUAAUCAUUCGCCAAACGAUUCUACAUUAAAGCAAUACUUGAACUGAAAGUGAGUUUCUAAUCGUGUGAUUCAUAUUUACAAACGUAUUUACGGUGUGCAAUAAUCUGAAUUUAAAAAAAAUGGAAGUCUUCCUACCGCUAAUCUUUGAGAGAUCAAUGUGCCCAUUUGCCAGAACAUCUCGACUUCUGGACCAACAUUUUGGUAGUGGUUUGGACCCAGAGGAUUUCCAACAACCUGUGAACCCGAACCGGCGUGAAAUCACAAAAACUCCUGCUGGUUAUCUGAGGCGAUGGAGAUCAAGGGAUUCUUCUAACGACAGUGGAUCUACCUUGGUGGCCGAUAAGGAUAAGUUCCAGGCUAGUUUGGAUGUUCAGCAAUUUUCACCAGAAGAACUGACCAUCAAAAUAACUGGCGAGAAUGUUCUGACCGUUGAAGGCAAACAUGAAGAAAAAGAAGACCAGCACGGUUCUAUUCAGAGGCAUUUUGUCCGAAGAUACGUUUUACCCAGUAGCUACGAUAUUUCUAAGAUAGAGUCGAAGAUGUCCAGCGAUGGAGUUUUAAUCAUUACAGCUCCUUCAAUAGCAGCGAAGCAAGUUGAGCAUAAAACCAUUCCAAUUACUCAGACUGAAAAACCAGCCCGUGCUCCAGCAGAAGAAACGAAAAAUUAACAUCUAUUAUUAUUUUGUACUCUCAUGAUUUUGUAUUAAUUUAAGUAUAUUACUGUUAAGUCUAGUUAUUAAUAAUUUUAAUCGUUGCUAUUUUUUUAUUUAAUAAAUUACUUGACUUAAA
Molecule: messenger RNA, 804 nt
Organism: Dendroctonus ponderosae (mountain pine beetle)
Lineage: Eukaryota; Metazoa; Arthropoda; Insecta; Coleoptera; Curculionidae
Product: protein lethal(2)essential for life
Exons: 1
Coding region: 135-683 (182 amino acids)
Biological process (GO): response to heat; protein refolding
Molecular function (GO): protein folding chaperone
Source: RefSeq, a predicted model, not a curated record